GGAGCUCUCUCGACACGUGUCGCACGGAGAGACACUCAUUUUUUGCCACUGUGGAAUAUGAGGGCACCCAAUAUUUUCUCCUUAUGUACAGAACAAAAUGUUAUUUUGUUGGAUAUUCCAAGGAUGCAAAACCUUUUCAAGGGCAAGAAAUUGACUUUCGGAGUCAGCAAGGACGCCAAGGGCCAACCGGGUUCAGAUAAAGCAAACGACCACCACCCAUCAUCGAAUCCGACACGUGUCGAGACAACAAGAUCUUCGCUAAAUUCCGUUCGACGUGUCUGCCACUUCCCCUCCCUUGUCUGAACGGACGGUGAAGACGCGGGAGAGAGAAGGAAGAGAGAGGGAAAGGUCGAAACUUUCUCCAACCACCCGACCGUUGAAGCAUCGUAGACCAUCGAGAGAGAGAUGUCGUGUUCUUCGUUGUGUUCUUCGACGACGCUUCAGUCCCGGGCCAGCGUGAAUGGUGGGGGUCUCAAGCUUCAAAGUCCAUCUCUUUAUCAACCCAGUUCGCUCACCUUCACAAGAAGAAGGAUCCAAACUGUCGUGAAGGCGACUGCACGAGUGGAUAAAUUCUCAAAAAGCGACAUCAUUGUCUCUCCAUCGAUCCUCUCAGCAAAUUUCGCCAAACUGGGAGAACAGGUAAAAGCAGUGGACGUGGCGGGUUGUGACUGGAUCCAUGUCGAUGACAUGGAUGGUCUUUUUGUUCCGAAUAUUACCAUUGGACCUCUUGUGGUAGAUGCCUUGCGCCCCGUGACAGAUCUUCCUCUAGAUGUGCAUUUGAUGAUCGUAGAACCUGAACAGCGAGUACCGGAUUUCAUCAAGGCUGGAGCGGACAUAAUAAAAAGUCUAGGCGCAAAAGCUGGAGUUGUUCUAAACCCUGCCACACCACUGAGCGCUGUAGACUCUGUCCUUGAUGUCGUUGACCUAGUCUUGAUCAUGUCGGUGAACCCUGGCUUUGGUGGGCAGAGUUUUAUUGAGAGCCAAGUAAAGAAAAUCUCCGACUUGAGGAGACUCUGCCUAGAGAAGGGUGUUAAUCCCUGGAUAGAAGUAGAUGGUGGUGUUGGCCCAUCAAAUGCAUAUAAGGUUAUUGAAGCAGGAGCUAAUGCUAUCGUAGCCAGUUCAGCUGUCUUUGGAGCUAAAGAUUAUGCUGAAGCUAUUAGAGGGAUCAAAACCAGCAAGAGGCCUGUAGCUGUUGCCGUCUGAAGAGACAUUCUUGAGAUCUAAAGCAGAUUAUGGAACCGAAGCAUUUAGCUAGUGAACACGGCAGAAAUUUUGCAGCUCAUGGGCAGCUAGUAGCAUCAGUUCAUCAAUCAAAUUGAAGUCAUAUCUGGAAUUGCUCUUGGACAAGAAGUAGCGAAAGCCAAGUGCAACACCAGAUAAAAUCUUCUGUUGUGGUUCAUCACGACAAUAGCGAUAUGCAUAUCCCCUGGUUUUUUUUUUUUUGGUCAAAAAAGUACUUCAUUCAUUAAGUGCCAUAAUCAAAACAAAGAUGUUCAAUAUCGAAACAUAAAAGAUCCCGAAGGGGUUGGGGAGGUUUAGUAAUCCAAUUAGAGAGGAGGGCAUUUCUACAAA
Messenger RNA from Syzygium oleosum, 1572 nucleotides. Its product is annotated as ribulose-phosphate 3-epimerase, chloroplastic-like. Bases 406 to 1203 code for a protein of 265 amino acids. The transcript has 10 exons. The record is from RefSeq and is a predicted model, not a curated record. Gene Ontology annotation, cellular component: cytosol. Gene Ontology annotation, biological process: pentose-phosphate shunt, non-oxidative branch; carbohydrate metabolic process; pentose-phosphate shunt. Lineage: Eukaryota; Viridiplantae; Streptophyta; Magnoliopsida; Myrtales; Myrtaceae. Gene Ontology annotation, molecular function: metal ion binding; D-ribulose-phosphate 3-epimerase activity.